Messenger RNA from Cercocebus atys (sooty mangabey), 2964 nucleotides. RefSeq names its product receptor (chemosensory) transporter protein 5 (putative) (gene RTP5). The record is from RefSeq and is a predicted model, not a curated record. Gene Ontology annotation, biological process: detection of chemical stimulus involved in sensory perception of bitter taste; protein insertion into membrane; protein targeting to membrane. Bases 683 to 2413 code for a protein of 576 amino acids. The transcript is spliced from 2 exons. NCBI's taxonomy places the organism in Eukaryota, Metazoa, Chordata, Mammalia, Primates, Cercopithecidae. Gene Ontology annotation, molecular function: olfactory receptor binding.
GGCAGUCGGCUCUGGAGGCUGGCAGAGCGAGGUUCUGUUUCUUCCUCUGGGAGGUGGUGACUAAGACUUUAGAAUAAUCUGUGAAACUCUGCAUUUAUGUUUUAGGCAUUUUAUGUAAAUAUUUUAUAUUUCUCACUAGUAAAACGUUUAAGAGAAUACACCCACGGGACAAUCUGCAGUGAUACACGUUCUAUGAAGUUCUCAGCUUUGUUUGUGUGAAAAGCGUUAGUGCUGUUUGCAGAGAGAAGCUGAGUGAAUAAGUUACAUGACAGCCACAAGCUGGAAAAAUACGAAGUGUUCAGCAAGGGAUGAGUGUGGGCCACCGUUCCUGGUGCGCAGUAGAAAGAGAGGGCUGGGGAUGAUUCCUUAGAGCGAUGUGUGGAAACACCUGGGCCUCUACACGCACAGGUCUGGGGAGGCCCCUGCAUGUCCACGGGCCCCCCACGGUGCUGCCGCCCCCACAGUACUGCCACAGGGAUGCUCUCUGGGUGGCGGGGUCAUGGGAGAUUGCAUUGUAUUGUAUUUUUCCUUUCUGCUUCCCAUUUCUUGGAGACAAAUCUGGUUGCCAUGGAGACCGUGCUGUUGUCAAGGUGGCUGAUUGGCCGGCGCCGGAUGCAGGGAUGCUUCCUUGGGCCCCCGGCGGGCGCAGCCCUCAGCCCGCACUGCGGAGCUAGGCGGCAGCAUGGACGGGGCUGGGGCAGACAUGUGGGCCAGCACCUUCACCCUGGCCAUGGCCGAGAGGAAACCCCAGGACGUGUGGGUUCUGCUACCUGAGCACAGCCUGGUCCCAGGACGCCUGGACGGCGGUGGCGUCCAGUACCUGCUGGUGGGGCUCUCGAGGCUCCAGUGCAGUCGCUGUCCGGGGACCUGGGACUCGGCCCACGUGCAUGUCCUUUUCCACCUGUGGUGGGACAGGGCCGGCCGCCGGGGGCUGGUGAAGAUGCGCAUCUGGGGCCAGCGGUGCAAGCUGUGCCCUGCGCCCGGGGACUGCCAGGUGAGGCCCCCAGGCGAGCGGCCCUUCCUCAGCAGGCUGGUCUUGCACAUCCUGCAGGACUGCUACGGGGAUGGCCUUGGCCCAACCCGGCACCCCAGGGAGGCCUACGAGGGCUGCUGUGAGGCCUGCGAGCUGGGGGUCUGCUUCCUCCAGAAGGCCCCGGACCCUGCCUGGAGCGCCAACACCACGAAAGGCAACUUCCCCGCCACGGCCUGGGGUGGCACCGGCGCCGUCUCCAGGGGCAAACAGCUGCCUACCUCCGGCGAUGACCUCGGCAAGGGUGGUGGUGUCAUCGCCAUCCCCUUCUCCCUUGUGCGCGCCAGCAAUGACCAGGUGCCCAUCGCUGAGGGCCCUGCAAUCCCUGCCUCUCUCUCACAGGAGGCCUCUCUCCCUGUGACCGGCAGCCGUGGGGCUCUGGUCAUUGGCCAGGGCUCCAUCUACCUGUCUGGGGAUUCUGUGGCCAUGCCUGGGGGCAAAGGCUUCCCAGUGGCCAUUGGAGACCCCCUCUUCCAUGGCCCUGGCCUCCUUGGCAGCAGUAUCCAGACCUUUGAGCUCAAAGGUUUCCUUUUCAAGGGCCGGGGUUCCCUCCGUAGCCCCGUUGGCGUGGCCCAGGGCUGGGGCCCCGUCUCCCUCAACAAUGGCCUUGUCCCUGCGGGGAAACACACGCCAACCAUGUUCUACUGCGUCGGCCUCUCGGCCAGUGGGGAGGGCUCCCUCACCUUCCCCUCCUCCCUCACUAGUAUCUUCACCAACAUCUUCUCAGAGGCCACCGAUGGCGCUGUGGCCACUAAAGAGGCCUCCAUCACCCUCCCCUUCAUCUUUACUGAUGUCAAGGACGCUGUUGCUGAAGUGGCUGAAGGCAACGAGAAGGAAGGAGGCGGCCAGGGCCUCAUCCCUGUGGGUCACGACCCCCUGCCAGAGACCAACGCUGGUGGCCUCGCCUCCCAGGUCAAGGGCUCCCUCGCCCUCUCCUUCCCUGCUGAUGUCCAAGGCAAAGAUUCCUUUACUGACAUCUCUGAAGGCAAAGAGAAGGAAGGUGGCCUCGUCACCGCGGGUCAGGACGCCCCUCUGGAGGCCGAUGCCCAGGGCCCCGUCACCGUCAGUGAGGGUUCCAUCACCAUCCCCUUCUCAGUCUUUGAUGUCAUAAAGCACAAGGGCGGUGGCCACGUUGCCUACGGCCCCCAGGGCAAUGGCUGCGUCUCCCAAGGCUAUUACCAGAAGAGGCGGCUGAGGUCCAGGUUCCACAAGGCCCGCUGUGGGUGCCGCUGGGAGGAAGACGAACGCCCUGGCCACGCCCGUCGCAGGCCGCACGCCGAGCCCUACGAGGACUUCUGGAUCUGGGUGUCCAUGACCGUGUGCGUCUUCUGGCUGAUGUGCAUGUGUCGGCUGAACCCCGGGAUCUACCCGCAGCAAGUGUGAUGCCCCGAAGUUCAGGCAACCCUCGCCUCUGGGACCCCGCCUCAUCUCUGGGACCCCCGCCCCUGCCUUUCAGACGCCCGCCCUGCCUCCGAGACCCCGCCCCCCGCCUCCGAGGGAGACCCCACCCCUGCCUCUGAGACCCCCGCCUCUGAGGCCCCGCCCCACCAUCUCCGAGGCCUCACCUUUGAGACGCCCGCCCUGCCUCCAGGACCCCACCCCUGCCUCUGAGACCCCCGCCUCCGAGGCCCCGCCUCACCUUUGAGACACCUGCCGUACCUCUGAGACCCCGCCCCGCCAGCAGCCCAGCCUCUCCUGUCUCUGGCUUCUAGUGGUUUUGUGGGUCUGCCCUGAGCUGUUCCUGUGUGCUCCAGGCUCUUCCUAUGUGUGUAACUCCAAUAAAACCAAGCAAAGCCAGCCACGCAGCCCUCCACCGAGGGAGGUUUCCAGGCGAAAGAAACCUGGGCCGGUCCUUCUGUCCCUCCACCCUGCAGGGGCCCCUCACGCCCACCGCUUCUUCCCCUGGGGAGAGCUCCCUCUUGGGGAUUCCACAU